GUGCCGUCGCGUCGGCACGAGUCGGUGUCGGAGUCAGUGGUGCGCGGGCCUUCGUGCCGCGAGGACGAAUGGUUGGUUUGUCGUCGUUUUCUGCCCGUGUGUGUUCGUUCGUUUACCUCUGUGAGUGCGUGUAAUUAAAAAAAGUACAUUAAUUCGCGAUUAUUAAAAACAUUCUGGACUACAACUGCAAAAGUGAAAUACACCAUUGAAGACCGUUCUACUUCUGGUUUUCUUCAUUAUUGGAAGAUCUAUGGCAGGAUCUACGGAUCGUUGUUUGAAAAUCGCCAGAAGUCAUCAGCCAAUCAUGGAAACUCGCUAAAUCGUCACCAUAGGUCCCCGAACCAUCCAGGACCUCGAUAAUCAUCAUCAGUCCCUAAGAGAUCACCACUGAGGCCACCAUCGUCGGAACUGCACAGCUCUAGUAGCCAUCGGAUCACCCUGGAAGGAAGCUGACGCGUCGCUACGGACACAGUAAAGCCAGGAGCGGAGAGCGCGAGGGUGGCGAGUGUGCCAAGAAGAUGCGGCUGUUCGCGUGGCCUGGCAGCGUGACUCGCGACGGACUCAUAAACGAUGAAUUGGCGGGCAGCGAUGUUGGCUCGGCCGAGAAAAGCGGCAGCAGCAGGAGCAGCAGCUGUGGAGGCAGCUACGGCAUCGAGCGAACCGGCAGAUCGGGCGAACAAGCGGGCGAACACCACGGGCACACCAUCGGCUGGGCAUGUACGUCAUCUACCCGGCGGACGAGCUGUUGCGUAUCUAUGAGAACCAAGUCCGUGAUCCUAGCCCAGUGUUGACCAGCGAUCGUCGGCUGAGCUGCCAGGUGACCGUGAUACCGGUCGACGGGAAUAACGAGCAAAAGCCCAAAGGGCGUAAAAAGAAGUGGAGGGAGCGCGGGCAGACGCGCAAAAGAAGAACGGGCCGUAACGAGGCACGCAGUCACGAGGUCGCGAAGGGCAACCGCCGCGACAAGCACACCAGGACUAUGCAAAAUAGCCGUGCGCUCGCCGAGGAUGCCCUCAAUCCUCUCAAAGACCUCGUACAGCCAGGGCUCAACGAGCCGCUCAAGCAGCACAAUGCGUCCGCGCUCAAACUCGUGCAGACUGUGUCGGAGUUCGCACAGGAGUUGGGCGCGGCGAUGGAGAACCAUUCCGCGAUGGUACGACGUUUGGUCGACGAGUUCCGGGGGAGAUCCGGUGACAUGAGGGUCGAUUCCGGGGGGAUGCGUCGGGUUUGGGAGAAUCUGCUUCGGCAGGUCGAAGCGGACGCGGUGGCACACUUGGAUCUAGCUGCGGUCCUCCAGCAACAACUGUCCAGGCCCACGCUGGAAGCCAGCUUCCAUCGCAAGCUUCAAUCGAGAAAGGUGUUCGCUCACCGGGAGGCUUACGAACAAGUAGUGGCGAAAACCGAGGAGAAACUGCAGCGCGCACGGGCGGAUUACAAGCGUGCUUACGCUACGUUUCUUACGAACGACGGAGGAGGUGAACAAGAAUUGAAGCGCGCUUACUUCGAGGCGCACAACGCUUAUAUUCUUCAGUUAAGAGCCACGAAUGCCAUCACGGAACGGUACCAAGCUCACUGCCUGCCCGGUCUACUCGGUGAAAUAGCGGAAGUCUACGAGGAGCUAUGCGGAUUGGCUUGCAAAUGCGUCGCCGGCAUAUCGGAAGCUGCAGCGGAGCGGGCCGGGGAGCAGGCGAAGCGUUAUCAGGCUGUCGCCAAGGAGGCUCAAGUCAUCGCGCCGUUGAACGACCUACAAGUUCUGGCAAGGAGCUUAGCGGCGACAGCGACUCCAUCAAAGAAGCCUUCCAGACGGCUGUUCGUGGCGCCCGGCCCCCCCGAACAAGUGCCCAUGGAAAGGAUCAAUCAAGUACCUCCGUUGAGGGACGAAUUGGCCCCGACAGGAACCAGCACCCUACCUCUGAUGGAAGAUCUACGACGGGAGCACGAUACUUUGUCCCAGGAAAUAUCUCGUCUCCAGGACGCCCUGGACGCCUUAGUCCGUAUGCAGCGCAAAAGCGCCGAAAGCAAUCUCUACACUAAAGUGGCCGAGCUGCAAGAAGAUAUAUCCAUGAAGCGUUUCGAGCUUGGGGAGGCGCAACUCUACCUAGCUGCUGUACAAGCACAGAAGGAGCUGUUCGGGGGUGGAGAAGCCGGUCAACCGGAUGGGGUGAGCAGCCGGAAGAUGUCGAAUGGCUCGACCGGAAGUACCAAGCACAAAUGGUUGAAAGCGUUCAAGAGCUUGAAGACCAGUUCUCCUACUACUCCACCAUCGACUGACAAAGGGAAACAGGCGAUGUACCAUGCUGUUUCCACGGUGGUCGCCAUGUCCAGAAAAAGUCUGGAAUCCGAGGGUGGACAUCAGUGGUAUGAGAACACCUACCGGAAGAUCACACCCUGCGACGCUUGUGGUCAAGUACUGAGGGGUCACAGCCGCCAGGGUGUCAGAUGUCGCCGGUGCAAAGCUAAUGCUCACACCGACUGCAUCAAUCUCGUUCAGCCGGCUAUGUGCCCGAGUCUGGCGCCCAAGAAAAGUGGCGGAAUACCACUUCUCCGGCGACAAAAGACCCAGGCCCAAGUGGACGAGACACCAGCCGCCGAGCACAACGUGGACGCCAUAUACCAGGUGCUGAAGCAGGCAGGCGAGAUCCGUGGAAACUCGACAAACUCACCACCUACGCCUCCCACAGCAGAUCAUCCUCCAGCACCUUCGUCAACGAGGGCCUCCUCCCACCCCUGUUCCUCGUCCACCUCUGCGCCGCAUAGUCCGCAACGUAGACGAGAGAGACUGAACCUAAGGAUGAAGAGUCUCAGCCUGGAUUCACCAGAAGGCACUGCGCAUGUCCGACAUCGUCCUAGGGAUUACUAUACCACCGGCCAAAAGGAAUCUACGCCACCCAGACACUCUGAUAGUGGAAGCAUCAACAGAUUGUCACCAUGCAGCCCAGGGCAGGGACAUGCUGUCCACAAGCACGUAAGAGGAGCCAUCAGGAUGUCGAGCAUGGAGUUGCCAGACGAGAACGAGAAGUCUUAUUCGUCGACAAGCACCUCUCCCUGUCCCUCCCCUCACACCAACAAUCAGAACCACAUGAACCCCCCUGGGAAACGGGUUCUACCACCUAACAAUCUCUACGUGGUACUGUACAACUUCGAGGCGCGUCAUCGGGACGAGCUGGACUUGAAGGCCGGUUACAAGGUGACGGUGCUCGAUAAAUCCGAGAAGGACUGGUGGAAAGGGAAAUGUUUGGGUGGCCGAGUGGGUUACUUCCCGAGCGCAUACGUCAUGCGAGUGGAAUCUGGACAGAAGACCCUUCAGGUUACCCGCAAUCUGCAGCUAACUGAUCAGAUCACCCUGUUGCGUGACCAGAUUGUGAUCCAGGUGGGCGAAGAGGUAGAUGGGGUCGCGAUGGUCCGUUGCGCCGCAGACGUCCGAUCCGCGGACCACACCGGCAAAGAGGGCGAGGUUCUGUACAAGGAGACCCUGUGCCCGCUGAAGUAUUUACAGGAGGUGUGACAGCAGCCUCGCCAGUUAGGCGAGCGUCAGAAU
Messenger RNA from Osmia lignaria (orchard mason bee), 3538 nucleotides. It is a transcript of the gene Stacl, whose product is annotated as SH3 and cysteine-rich domain-containing protein. Gene Ontology annotation, biological process: positive regulation of voltage-gated calcium channel activity; positive regulation of protein localization to plasma membrane; skeletal muscle contraction. NCBI's taxonomy places the organism in Eukaryota, Metazoa, Arthropoda, Insecta, Hymenoptera, Megachilidae. The record is from RefSeq and is a predicted model, not a curated record. Gene Ontology annotation, molecular function: protein binding.